UGCCGGUAAAAAUCGAUAAUUCUGGCCAAUGGUGAUGAUCACCCCAUUAUAUAGUAUUAUGUAAUUUCAAUAAUAUAAUACUAGCAGUCACCCGUUGCUUCGCACCGGGACCAAUGAGGUUGUUUAAAUAAAAAAAUUAGUAUUAUAAUGUAAUACUAAGUAAAUUAAAGAUGGUUACAGUAGUUUUUUGUUUUUGUUUAUUUAUUACAUGUAAUUUCUGUUCCAUACUAACUUUAUUUCUUCUUUUAGUUUUAUGGGUUUUGUUUUUAUUUGGUCCCCUGUUUAUCUCAUUUCGUCCCUUCUCUAUUUUUUUGUUUUCUUUUUGUCUUUUCAUCUCUUUUGCUCUUUUUAUUCUUCCCUUCCUUCAUUUUUUCCAUUGUUUUUUAUUUCCUCUUCGUUCCUUCGCCUUUUUCAUUCCUUUACAAUACCCUUUGUCUCUUUCAUUUUUAUUCCAUUCCCACUUCAUCUUUUUCGUUCCUUUACACUAUCCGUUGUCAUUUUCAUUUUUUUUUCCAUUCCCACUUCUCUUUACACUACCCUUUGUUCCUUUUAUUUUUUUAUUCCCUUUGCUCCAUUUCGUCCCCCUCCAUUCUUUUCAUUUUUUUCAUUCCCACUUGAUCUUUUUUGUUCCUUUUGUUUCUUUUACUCCCCUUUGCUCCAUUUCAUUUCUCCCCCCUUUGUUUCUUUCAUUCCAUUUUACUCUCCUUAUUUUUUCAUUCACCCUCAUUUUUUUGAUUAAUUUUUUAUUAUUUAUAAACUUUAUAAUUAUUUCUUAUUAUAUUAUAUUACAUGAAUCUUAAACUUAUAACCAACUUAAAAAGAAUAUUUGAAUAAUUAAAUGUAUUUAUAGAAUCUAUU
This is a messenger RNA of Rhizophagus irregularis DAOM 181602=DAOM 197198, 858 nucleotides long. NCBI's taxonomy places the organism in Eukaryota, Fungi, Glomeromycota, Glomeromycetes, Glomerales, Glomeraceae. The record is from RefSeq and is a predicted model, not a curated record.